GACGGGAGGGUCCUCGGCUAAAGCCAGGAGCGGAUCAAAGUGGUGGGACUCGCGCCGCGGCCGCGGAGACGUGAAGGCCCCCCGCACGCCUCCUCCGACCCGUCGGUGCUCGCCCCCCGCGCUCUCCUGCCCGCCCGUCCCCAUGGAGAAGACGGAGCUGAUCCAGAAGGCGAAGCUGGCCGAGCAGGCCGAGCGCUACGACGACAUGGCCACCUGCAUGAAGGCCGUGACGGAGCAGGGCGCCGAGCUGUCCAACGAGGAGCGCAACCUGCUGUCGGUGGCCUACAAGAACGUGGUGGGCGGCCGCCGCUCCGCCUGGAGGGUCAUCUCCAGCAUCGAGCAGAAGACCGACACCUCGGACAAGAAGCUGCAGCUCAUCAAGGACUACCGGGAGAAGGUGGAGUCCGAGCUGCGCUCCAUCUGCACCGCAGUGCUGGAAUUGUUGGAUAAGUAUUUAAUAGCCAACGCAACUAAUCCAGAGAGUAAGGUCUUCUAUCUGAAGAUGAAGGGAGACUACUUCCGGUACCUGGCUGAGGUCGCGUGUGGUGAUGAUCGAAAACAAACGAUAGACAAUUCCCAAGGGGCUUACCAAGAGGCUUUCGAUAUCAGCAAGAAGGAGAUGCAGCCCACACACCCGAUCCGCCUGGGGCUGGCUCUCAACUUCUCCGUGUUUUACUAUGAGAUCCUCAACAACCCCGAGCUCGCCUGCACACUGGCCAAGACGGCUUUUGACGAGGCCAUUGCAGAACUCGAUACACUGAAUGAAGACUCCUACAAAGACAGCACCCUCAUCAUGCAGUUGCUUAGGGACAACCUCACAUUAUGGACAUCGGACAGUGCAGGAGAAGAAUGUGACGCGGCCGAAGGCGCCGAAAACUGACUGCCGACAGGGUGGUGUCCUCCUUCCCUCCAGAAACCUCUGUGCACAUCUCCAUUCCUCCUCCAUGUGGAUUUCCCAGAGCCAAGAAACCACCCAUGUGUAUGGAAUCAACCGUUCCUAGUCUUUUCACACGCAGCUGUGGGAAACGCCAUUCCUUGAUUUGUGUUUGUCUCGGCCUUCCUGGUGUGCAGUCACUGCUAGAGAAGUAUUAAUAGCUCCAUUUCACGUAAACACAAGUAACUUCCACACACGUACGUAGAGGACUAAAAAUGUAUUCGGUAUUUAAGUAAUCUGAACCAGCUCUGCAAGUGACUGUGUUUUGUAUUACUGUGAAGAUAUGAAAAUGUAGUUAAUUACAAGUUCAAGAGUGUUUUACAUAACUUCUUAAUUUCUACAUUCCCUCCCUGACUCUUUGGAGGUUUCCUAUCAGUGAGCAAGUUCCCAUGUUCUUCAUGUGUUCCUUUGGGCAGGAAUCCGGAAGUGUUGGAUUGAAGGGGAAAGCAUUUGGCAAUUCUGGGCUGCGGGUCACAGAUUGAAAUGCCUCCUGUGUCACAGGGCGGAGGUCUGGGGUAGCUGUGACAACAGGGCGUUUCCUUAUUCACUCUUCAUUUGCUGCUGUUUCAGUUGACAACUUCCCUUCCUAAUAAAAAUUCACUUACACCUUC
Messenger RNA from Eptesicus fuscus (big brown bat), 1545 nucleotides. It is a transcript of the gene YWHAQ, whose product is annotated as tyrosine 3-monooxygenase/tryptophan 5-monooxygenase activation protein theta. The transcript is spliced from 6 exons. Gene Ontology annotation, cellular component: cytoplasm. Gene Ontology annotation, biological process: signal transduction. The coding region runs from base 143 to 880 and encodes 245 amino acids. Lineage: Eukaryota; Metazoa; Chordata; Mammalia; Chiroptera; Vespertilionidae. The record is from RefSeq and is a predicted model, not a curated record.